Messenger RNA from Cryptosporidium muris RN66, 1380 nucleotides. RefSeq lists its product as uncharacterized. Bases 1 to 1380 code for a protein of 459 amino acids. NCBI's taxonomy places the organism in Eukaryota, Apicomplexa, Conoidasida, Eucoccidiorida, Cryptosporidiidae. The record is from RefSeq and is a predicted model, not a curated record. The transcript has a single exon.
AUGACUUUUAAUUCUAUCAAAGAUUUGAAUAAUGAAACUAUGGAAACUGAGCUUAACAAUUCAUAUGACUUUGAAUUAAAAAUCUUGAAAUGUAAUAGGAGACUUGAAAAGAUUCAAAAAUAUAUUAAAGAGAAAUCUCUAAGGAAAAAGCAGUUAAUAAAUAAAAUUAAAAGUCCUGAACCAAAGAAUAUGGUUAAGUUUGACAAAUACUCUCGGGAAAUUUCAGAUAGUUCUUGUGAUGAAGGUCUUGUUGAAGAAUUACUUACAAAGUACACUGAACAAUCUUUAAACAACAUUAUCAAUUGUAAUCCAAAUAUUUAUGGAGAUAAUAAUAUUUUAUGUAAACAUAAUAAGCUCUUGAAUUCUUUAGGAAAGAGCUUUGAAGAUAAUCAGAACUGUAUCAUAGACUGCUGUGGAAAUGUGGAGAUAAACAACUGCAAUACAUCAUAUAGAGAUAAUAUUCCAUGUCAAUAUAUUAAAAGUGAAGAAUGUGACAUGAAAUCUCCUUGUAUACAAAAUAAAAUAUUUAAUUUUAAAGUAGAUAACUUAGAAAAACUUCAGUCUAUACAAGACCAAUAUUGUACUAAUUUAUUAUGUCCUAAAGGAAAGGAUCUAGUCAAACCAUGUGAAGUAUGUUUAGAAGAUAUAGAAAAAGUUCAUAGAUGCAAAUGCAAAUUUGAUAAUAUAAGAAAUAGUUCAGCUAGAACAAUAGAUAAUUUGGAAUUUAAAGAUAUUAAAGAUUCUAAUAACUGUAAAGAUUCAAUGAUUUCAAAAUCAACUUUGACGAAUUACAGAGUUUUUUCAGAUAAGCUUUCAGAGAUAGUUCCUGAAUAUAAGUUAUUCUGUUGGAAUAAUCAUCUCUUUAGGAAAGAUAAUACUAAAGAAAUCAAUUUUGAUAAAAAAUAUAAUGAGGCUGAGUAUAUUCUACUUUCUUUGUCUAUAAAUCCUCCAUUUGGAAUUAAUAGUGAAGAUAGUUCACUUUUACCUCAUUUAUGUAGUGAUAGAGAAGUUGAUGCACUAAUAAAAUUUUUGGACCUGAAGUCAAUCCCCAAUGUUGGGAAAUUAUAUUGUUACUUUGCAAGGAAAAGAUUAAUAAGAUCAAUUAGAUUAAUGAGCAAAGAUGAAAAUAUAAGCCCAACAAUUAAAAUGUGUAUUUAUAUCGAUGAACCGGAAAAUUUAAUGCUCUAUACUAUUGGCUCAGCACCAGUUGCUACUAAACAGUCUUUCAACUUUAUUCUCAGAAAUUAUAUUACAAAAAUUAGAAUAUCAAGAUUUCUGGUUUGUUUAAUUCUUGUAUACCCAUUUGAUUUAUACAAGGAUAUCAUUACAUUAACUACUACAGAUAGAGUUUUACCUAUUUAUUUAGUAGAAUUAACCUGA